This is a messenger RNA of Aphanomyces astaci, 692 nucleotides long. RefSeq lists its product as hypothetical. NCBI's taxonomy places the organism in Eukaryota, Oomycota, Saprolegniomycetes, Saprolegniales, Verrucalvaceae. The record is from RefSeq and is a predicted model, not a curated record. The transcript has a single exon. Bases 59 to 514 code for a protein of 151 amino acids.
UUUCGACGUGUUUUUCCAACUCGCGGUGCUCGUUGCAUUUUCGGUCUGACUCGUUGCGAUGAUCUCCCUGGCACAUGUCAAGUCGAGCCAAGCGAACGAUGCAGCGGCGGCCGCUGCGAGAAGGAUAGCAUGGCCGGGAGGAAACAUCACGUCGAACAAGGAAGAAGCACUACAGAAGUUCCUUGAGCGGAAGAAGGCGGCGGAGGACCGCGCCGCGGGUAUCACGACCCCCACUGCGCAACAGUCGUCACGGGUCCGCUCGACGAAACACCCGCAUUCCCCGUCCAAGGUCGAGAAAGCACGGUCACAUGCAGGACACGGCGCGAGAAAAGCAGGCGGUGACAAGCCGCAACUGUUCAAGAAGCGACACCUCGUGCACAAGCAACCCAAGUUUGUCAAGCGCGCGGGGAAGAACCAACACACCCACCGCCAUGAAGACACGCCAACGAAAGGAUUACCCACGACCACAAAGCUUUCCAUGUCGUUGGACGACAUUGUGAAGAAGCAGAAGUAGCGUCACGACUACCAUGUAUGCCCAGCAUCCAGAACUUCCUUCCCAUUAGCCUGCUUUGUUUCAUGUAGUAAACUCUUCACAUAUCCGCCAAAUGAAGUAGGAUGGAAUCCCUAUUGUAACAGAAUUACACUGUUAAUUCAAGAACCCCGAAACCCCGGGAAUGCAUGUAGUAAAAGCA